UAGAAAGCAUAACAGUGCAUGUAUAUUAUGUUUAAAAUGCUGUUUAUUACUAUUUUCUGUAUGAUUGUUGUAAAUUUGAACGAAGCACGAGGACACAGCCCCCUCCGAGUGUACAAAGGACGGCCGGAUUUGAGAAAUGAAUUUCCAUUCGUUGUACUAUUCCAACUGAAGAAACCGCCCUACUUUAGAUCGUGCACCGGUAGCCUGAUAUCUGAAACUUUGGUGCUCACAGCGGAACAUUGCUUGUCGCCAGUUCAUAUUCGAACAAACAUAGUAAGAUAUGGAGAAUUCACUCUACCGGGCAAUGAAACAAAAUUAUACAGCGAGAUAUUAAAAGUGUUCCUCCCUAAAGCAGAAACUAUUGACAUUGGAAUAGCUCUAGUCCAAAAGAUAUCUAAGCCUCGUGCGAAGUUGCUAGCAAUAGAUUACAAGACUCUUUAUGGCCUGCCUGCUAAGUACGCUGGAUUUGGCAGAACACUUAGUGACAUAUACGGUACAUCACUGGAGGAGCGUUACAGAAUGUCAUCAGUUCCCCUGCAAGUAGGUGAGGGUAUGAUAGUGCCUUGCCCAAAGUCUGUAAUUCCUUCAUAUAGAGUGUGUGUAGUUUCGAAAUGCUCUGAUAGAUGGCAGGCAACUCGUCAAGGCGAUUCAGGAGGCCCGCUAGUCUACAAUGGUGAUAUCGUUGGAGUUGUUCACGGGGCUGUUCUGUAUCCAACAAUUUCGUACGAAUUCUGUAUGAUCAGUUCAUAUUUGGAAUGGAUUCAAGGAGUGAUGCGUUUUAACGGAUACAAGAUUUAACUUCUACUACUACUUUGUACUUUAAACCCGUGUGGACUUCUACAGUCAUCACUCGCAUAAAAAGGGUUUUUGAAUCCGAUGUCAAGUCGGUUCUACUGUACGGCUGUGGAACUUGGCCCGUGACACAAGACAUAAGCAGAAGACUGCAGGUGUUCGUAAACAAGUGUUUGCGGCGAAUCGUUGGAGUCUUCUGGCCACGGACCAUCUCUAAUGCGAAAUUAUGGGAAUCGACUGGACAAAACCCUAUAGCCAAAGAAUACUUAUGCGGAAAUGGCGCUGGACAUGUCUUACGAAGCCCAAACAACCACUAGUCCAAACAAGGGUUGACUUGGAAUAUUCCCGGAUCAAGGGGGAGAGGUCGCCCGCGGACUACCUGGAGGCGCACGGUAGAAAAGGAGGCUAACUCAGUGGGCCUCGGCUGGGCACGCCUGGAGGAGGCCGCAUCGGACCGGGAACAGUGCAAUGGAAAUCCUUCCUAAGAGCCCUAUGCCCCUGAUGAGGGACAAUAGGAUAAAAUCAUCAUCAUCGUCAUCACUACUACUUUAGCGACCCAAAAAAGGUCAUGAUCUCCGACAAAAGAGAUCGCCACUCUGUCCUAUCCUGCGCCACUUGACGCCGAGUGCGAGCAAGAUUGAAUAAAGUGAUACAAAAAU
Messenger RNA from Leguminivora glycinivorella, 1451 nucleotides. Its product is annotated as mast cell protease 1A-like. Gene Ontology annotation, molecular function: serine-type endopeptidase activity. The record is from RefSeq and is a predicted model, not a curated record. The transcript is spliced from 2 exons. NCBI's taxonomy places the organism in Eukaryota, Metazoa, Arthropoda, Insecta, Lepidoptera, Tortricidae. Gene Ontology annotation, biological process: proteolysis. Bases 19 to 798 code for a protein of 259 amino acids.